Molecule: messenger RNA, 1077 nt
Organism: Aspergillus oryzae RIB40
Lineage: Eukaryota; Fungi; Ascomycota; Eurotiomycetes; Eurotiales; Aspergillaceae
Exons: 7
Coding region: 1-1077 (358 amino acids)
Biological process (GO): protein phosphorylation
Cellular component (GO): nucleus
Molecular function (GO): cyclin-dependent protein serine/threonine kinase activity; ATP binding
Source: RefSeq, a predicted model, not a curated record
AUGGUGGUAGCUUCUCUCGAACGGGAUAACAAUGGAAGCUCUCGAUUUCGCGGAUGCACUGGCAUCCGGGAGUAUGAGUUCCUUGGUAAACUUGGUGAAGGCACGUUUGGUGAAGUCUACAAGGCGCGAUCGAAAAGAGAUGGCUCAACCGUCGCUCUAAAGAAGAUCCUCAUGCAUAAUGAGAAGGAUGGGUUCCCUAUUACUGCACUUCGUGAAAUCAAACUCUUGAAAAUGCUAUCCCACAGUAAUAUCCUCCAGCUAAGAGAAAUGGCUGUGGAACGAAGCAAAGGGGAAGGCCGAAAGAAACCGAGCAUGUACAUGGUCACUCCCUAUAUGGAACAUGACCUGUCGGGGCUCUUAGAAAACCCAGCCGUGCAAUUUAGUGAGCCUCAAAUUAAAUGCUACAUGCUGCAGCUCCUUGAGGGACUCAAGUAUCUGCACGGGGUAAUACCAUUUCCUAAAACUGUUCCAGGAUCUGUUUCUAACUUGACGCAGAAUCGAAUAUUACACCGUGAUAUGAAAGCGGCCAACCUACUUAUCAGUAACAGAGGUAUUCUUCAGAUUGCCGAUUUCGGGCUAGCUCGACCGUACGAUGAACCUCCUCCUCAGCCUGGAAAAGGUGGAGGGGAGGCUAAAAGAGACUAUACCACGUUGGUUGUGACACGAUGGUACCGCCCUCCAGAACUCCUCCUUCAACUACGACGCUAUACAACUGCAAUCGAUAUGUGGGGCGUUGGGUGCGUUUUCGGCGAAAUGUUCAAGGGCAAGCCAAUCCUUGCCGGCACUAGUGAUCUUAACCAAGCCCAGCUUAUAUUUAACCUUGUGGGCACACCUUCCGAAGAGAAUAUGCCUGGCUGGAGCUCGCUCCCUGGCUGCGAAGGUCGGUUUGGUGGACGGCCAGACAGCAAUGUGGAUUCUUAUGUUCCGACUUAUAAUGGCGUAGGGGAACAGCCUCGAGAUGCAUAUGUAAACAACAGGCGCGAUUAUUCAAGGGAGAAUCCUUCAAGGAGGCGCAGUCGAAGCCCAAGCUUUAGGGAAGGAUCUCGGCCUGCAGACAGGGAUUUAUAUCGAAGGUAG